AUGGAUGGCAACAGCAGCAGUGUUAACAGCAGCGGUCAUACCCUUCUGACAGGCAGCGACCCCGUGCGACUGGAUGUGACCACUGCCGUGGCUCAGAUCUUAGUGUGGCCCUUUGUCUUCAUUGACCUCUUCAUGUUCUAUGUCUUCCUGAGGCGACCCACUCUGAGGGGAGAGGCUCGCUACGUCCUGUUUGCCCAGACCCUGAUUGCAGAUGGCACCUUUCUCCUGCUGACUGACUUUGUGGUGAUCACUUAUCAUGUGUUUCUUCUGCUGCCUGUGGGUUUCUGUAUUCCUCUCUGUGUCCUCAUUGACGGCCUGGCGCACGUCUCACCCACCAUCAUUGUGGCUAUGUGCCUGGAGCGCUAUGUGGCUAUCUGCAUGCCACUACGACACGUUAACGUCUUUACCCCGACCCGGACAAAGGUCAUCAUUACCUUCGUCUGGCUCCUGAGUUUCAUCAAAACCUUUGUUGACUUAAUAAUCUUCCUCUCCCACGCUACCGGGAGUUAUUUCUCCCAGCUGACAUUUUGCUAUUAUGAGAUUUUGUUUUUGCAAGAAUGGCACAUGGCGUUGCGGGGGAACUUGUACAUUCUGAACUAUGCUGUUGUUCUGGUCAUCCUCCUGUUCUGCUAUGGGUCUAUCAUGCAUAUUGCACAAAGGGCCUCAGGUGACGAUAAGAAGGCUGCAUCGAAGGGGCAGAGGACUCUGUUGCUUCACCUCCUGCAGCUGUUCCUGUGCACGCUGGAGACCAUCUGCCCGUUUGUUGAGACCAGGAUCCUGGAAAUGGGAGAUAUUGAUGUGUACCUCAUUUGGUCGCUGGGAUCGGCGUGGUCCCGGUGCAUCCCCAGAAUCCACCCCAGCCUCAGAGAGGGCUUCCUCUGCUCCCCUAGCCCCCCUCAGGUGUUCAACAGGCUGAGGAUCGUCUGGUUCAUCCUCUCACAAGCCCCGUUCCCCUGA
This is a messenger RNA of Clupea harengus (Atlantic herring), 957 nucleotides long. Its product is annotated as odorant receptor 131-2-like. Lineage: Eukaryota; Metazoa; Chordata; Actinopteri; Clupeiformes; Clupeidae. The transcript has 3 exons. The record is from RefSeq and is a predicted model, not a curated record. The coding region runs from base 1 to 957 and encodes 318 amino acids.